GUCCUAGCUCUAAGGGAGAGGGAGGGAACUCGAGGACUUGGAUACCUCGCCUACGGUCCUUCUAUAAAUCCACUAUCGCCCGCAUCGACCCUCUUUCCCAAAUCCACAGCGCCGACCGACGGAAAAACUCCAAAUCCGGCCGCUCCACCCAGGUUCAUCUCCUCUCUUUGCUUCUCCGCUUCCCUCCUCCUCUCCCCAUCGUAAUCCACCAACGCGAAACCCUAAUUUCCCCUAAUUCCGACUCAGUCGAUCCCCAUCUCUCUCUCGACGCCUAGAGUCUCCCCUCGAAGAUCAGAUCGAAAUCGCAUAGUGGACGAAAGGACCCUCCUUUCGAUCGAUUUCUCGCUGAAUUCCCCCCUCCUAAAAGUUAGUGUUUUUUUCUUCCCCUCUCUAGGGUCUUGCUAGGAAGGGCCGAUCCAUGGCGGAUCGGGGUGCUGCGGUCGGGAAAACCUUAUGGAUGAAGCAGGCAGAGGAGGCCAAGCUCAAGAGCGAGGCCGAGAAGGCUGCCGCUGCCAAGGCCGCGUUCGAGGCCACCUUCAAGGACGUUGACAAGCCCAAGGAGAAGGACGAUUCCUCCGACAGCGACGGGGACGAGGGCGAGGACCUCGCCAGCAAGCCCCUCGGCCCCGUCGACCCCUCCAAGUGCUCUGCCGCCGGCGCCGGCAUCGCUGGAGGCACCGCCUGCGCCCCCUCUACCUUCACCGUGGUCACCAAGGACUCCGACGGCAGGAAGAUCCCCUCUGGUGGCGCCCAGCUGAAGGUGAAAAUCUCUCCUGGCGUUGGGGUCGGCGGGUCCGAUCAGGAGGGAAUCGUUAAGGAUCAAGGGGACGGGACGUAUACUGUGACCUACGUUGUGCCCAAGCGCGGGAACUACAUGGUCCAUGUGUCAACCAGACAAUGCCCAACAUGCCCAAUUACUCAGGGUCUGUAUCUGGGGCAUUUCCAGGGCUUCUUGGGAUGAUUCCUGGUGUCAUCCCGGGUGCCGCUGGUGGAGUGGUGUUGCAAGGAAUGGGAGCUUCACUGGGAGAGAUCUGUCGGGAGUACUUGUAUGGUCGAUGCAGUAAGACGGAUUGCAGGUUCAACCACCCACCGCAAAAUUUGUUAAUGUCAGCACUGGCUGCGACAACCACGAUGGGAACCUUAAGUCAGGCACCGAUGGCCCCAUCAGCAGCUGCGAUGGCUGCUGCUCAGGCAAUAGUUGCUGCAAAGGCCCUUCAGGCACAUGCGGCCCAAAUGCAAGCCCAGUCGUCUGGAGAUACAUCUGGCUCACCGGACAAGACUGCAAAGGCUGAUGCUCUGAAGAAAACCCUGCAAGUCAGCAAUCUUAGCCCCCUUCUUACUGUGGAUCAACUUAAACAACUAUUUGGUUAUUGUGGUACUGUUGUUGAUUGUACCAUCACAGAUUCAAAACAUUUUGCUUAUAUAGAAUACUCUAAGCCAGAAGAAGCAGCUGCGGCUUUGGCACUGAACAACAUGGAUGUUGGUGGCCGUCCAUUGAAUGUUGAAAUGGCAAAGUCCCUACCUUCCAAAUCUGCUCCUGUCAACCCGUCAUUACCAUUAAUGAUGCAGCAAGCAGUUGCUAUGCAGCAAAUGCAAUUUCAACAGGCAUUGUUGAUGCAACAAACAAUAGCCUCUCAGCAGGCUGCUGCUCGAGCAGCAACAAUGAAAUCUGCAACAGAGAUGGCAUCAGCCAGAGCUGCUGAAAUAAGCAAAAAAUUGAAAGCAGAGGGUUUAGGUGGUGAGGAUAAGGUGGUUAACAGAAAAUCCAGGUCGCCAUCUUCAUCUCGCCAAAGAUCCAAAUCUCGGUCAGGGUCACCUAUUAAGUAUCGCAAAAGCAGGCGGUCUCGCUCUUUUUCGCCAAUAAGAUACUCCCGAGAUCGAAGAUCAAGAUCACCAAUAAGAUCGCACCAUUCAUAUCAUGGCACUGAAAGAGCAUAUAGAGAUGAUCGGGACACCUAUAGCAGGAGUGGAAGGCAAGAAAGAUCUCGUGAUCUUUAUUCCUCUCAUUCAAGAAGACAUCGAAGUAGGAGCUCAAGUCCUAGAUUGAGAAAAUCAUCUCGAGCUAGUUCAACAUCACCAAAGAAUCGCAGAGAAAGUUCAAGUCCCAGAACAAAGAGAUCAUCUCGAGCUGGUUCAAGGUCACCAAGGCAUCACAGAGGAAGCAGAUCAUCUCCUGUACGUGACCAUCGGUCCUCUCGCCGCAGUAGGCACUCCAGAUCAAGAUCAGCAGAGAGAAGGCAUCAUUAUGAAAAAGAAGAUACAAAAAGAUCAGAAAGGAGAAAGGAGGAUGGUAAAAGAUCUGAUGGAGGUAAUGCAUCUAGUAAAGAUGUAAAAGACACAAGGGAACGAAAGGAAGUUAAGACUGAUUAUUCUGCAGUUAGUCAUAAGAGGGGCUCUUUAUUAAAUGAGGAUGAAGCCUUCAAGAAUGAAAAAAGUAUUGGCAAACAUAAAAAGUCUAAAUUGGAUGAUGAAAGUUCCAAGAAAACUGAUGAUCAAAAUCUCAUUGUGGAAGACUUUAAGAUGAGUGACGAUAAGAGGUUUUCUUCCACAACAUCAAAAUCACAUAGAAGUUCCACAAAUGAUGAUGAUAAUCAUGCUGAAAAUCAAGAUUUCAGCAGGCAUGAGAAGUCAGGAACAAGCUAUAAGAAACAUGGCAGAAGUGAAUCUGCUUCUAGGGGAAGGGGAUCUGCAACUGGAGAAUCUAAACACUUGAGGGAUGACAGGGCUUCACAUCAUUCAAGUUUGAGAUCUCACAGAAGUUCACGGCAGUCAGGAGAAAAAUCCUCUAGGGAUAAACUAGAUAAGCACAAACUGGAGAAACCAAAAGACCAGUAUGAAAAGCCUCAGGAAAAAUAUGAUGUCAUCAAACAGUCAGAAACUGCAGAUAGAAGGCCGGAAAACAUCAAGGGUUCUCCAGAAGUGAAGCUUUAUUCUACUGAGGGUGGAGUACAAAAUGAAUCAGAGGAUCCUAUGAUAGAUAAAAUGUGUGAACAGGAUAAUAGGCAUUUGGAGAGCAGUGACUCUAUGGUCAACAAACAAGAUCAUAUUGAUUGGAGUUUUGAUGGACUGAAGGAAGAUUGUAGUGUUGAUAAUUUGAAGACCUACAAGACAAGUCCAGCAUCAACGGAGCAUGGAAAACUUAUAAUAGGCACAAAGGAUGAUAGUGAAAUUGAAAACUCAGAGAGGGAGUCAGGGAUGUUGGAAACUUAUGAUUCUGUUGAGAAUAAAGGACAUCAUCAACCAAAUGCUGCUGAUAUGAUGAUCAAGUAUCAGGAUGAUAAUGCCAAUGGAUCAAUAUACCUUGAAAAUGAUACUCCAUCUGGGAAAGCAGAUCCAAACAUCAAGAAAAUGGAAUGCAUUAACUAUGAAUUUGCAGGACCGAGAAAAGAUGGCCCUACUGCCUAUAUCUCAGUAUUGAGCACUCGCAACAUGAGUCCCGAAAAUUCAAAUGUGGGUUCAAAUAAGUUUGUAGACUUAACUAAUCAAGAGCAUAUCAAACAUGAUUCGGUUGACAUAGAAGAAAAUUUGCUACCAAAAGUUGUUCCUGAGCAUAAUUUUGUUGACUCUGAGUUAGAAGGAUCACAUAAAAAUGAAAUUGGUGGGUACUUCUCAAAGUUUGUUGCUCAUGAGAGUUCUAUAGUGCAGGGCUCUUGUCGUGUGGAUGGAGCUUAUGCUGAAGAUAUUCCAGAAUCCUUGGCCAAGAUGACUGCUCAAUCUCCUUCAUUGGAUGAUUCAACAAAUUUAACAUCACAAAGUUGAGGAUGUGUUUUGUGGAAGACAGCUCAAGUUACCAUGAGACAGCUCUACCAUGAUAUAUCAAAAUCCACUAUAGGAAGCCUAAAGGACGAAGAAUUCAACUUUCGAAGCGAAGUUUUUUCUUUUAUUCUAUUAAGAAUUAUUCUCCUGGUAAGCUGAUAUUGAUGCAAUGUUUAGUGCUUCAAUCUGCACAUGUUUGCCCUUGCAGGUCGGUGAAGACCUUGAACAUUUCUUGGAGCAUAUUGGAGCUGGUCGAAGUACAAUCAAGAUAUGCUUGUUUCCUGUCUGCAGUAAUGGUUUUAUAUUGUUGGACGACUGUAUUGAAUUUGUUCCAGUGCACAUUACAUGAUAAUUAGCAUAACCUGGGAUUUUCUGCUGUAGACUUAUUGAAUGUUAGGCGGUGGAUGGAUGAAGCAUUACUUUUGAGGCUGCUGUAUUAAAAAGUCCAAUGUAAGUGAUCAGCAUGAAUUAAUUGUUGGUUGUCUGAGCAAUCACAUCCUUGAGGGUUGGUAUAACAUCCGCCUGGACUGCUCAAUUUGUAUCUCAAGAUGUAACUGCAUAUGAUAAGCCUCCUUUCCGACCCCUUCGUUUUGCUUCAUAUUUUGUUGGUUGGCUGGGUAAAAGGGUGGCUUUAUAGUAAGCCAUUCUAAAAUUUGCACUAAUCUUCUCAUAUAGCUGCAACAGUAUAAUGGUUGCUGUCAUAUCAAAAACAUGUGCAGGUGUUCAAGUCGAUUACCAUUGGAGCAUUUCUCAGAACAAGUUGUCUAAGUUUUGCCUCUAGUGCAGGAAAGGAUCUGCUUCACUUGGAUAGAGAGGGUAAGAUGCAGAUAUGUCGACAAUUCAUCUCCAGAUAGUUCCUAAAAAUUGCUCGGCAGUCAACAAUCCUUGAUGUGUGCUACAUUGUUCCAAAAGCAAUGCUUGCUCUUCUGGCUAUUUUUUCAUUUGUUUGCACAGGGUUAUUUCAUGGAUGGGUAGGAUUGAGCAUAUCAUUAGUAUGCAGGCAAAGAUUUAUGUAUCCUUCCAGCUGUUCAGUGACAGCCAGUGUUUGAAUGGUGGCAGAAGUUGCUUUCUCGUAUCGUUUUUCUGUGAAUAGUCUUUUUUUGCUCAAA
Elaeis guineensis (African oil palm) is the source of this 4865-nucleotide messenger RNA. The record is from RefSeq and is a predicted model, not a curated record. NCBI's taxonomy places the organism in Eukaryota, Viridiplantae, Streptophyta, Magnoliopsida, Arecales, Arecaceae.